AUGAGUUACCAACCUGCCCACCAUCCUGCCUACCACCAAGGCUACCAGGUCCAGCCUCUGGGCUACGACUUGUUGAAAACCGAACUAAAUGACGUCGUCACAGAUUAUCUGAUUAAGAAGGGAUACAGACGAACUGAGGAGAUUUUUCGCCAGGAAGUCAAAGACGUCGACGAGACUGGAAAACCUAAAGAGCAAAGUGAUCCAACAGCACCUAGCAAGUUCUUACCAGCUGGAAAGUAUCUAAGCGCUUUCAAGCACUUCUCGAAAUGGAUUGAUAAUGGUGUCGACCUCUACAAGUUUGAGCUUAACAAAAUCUUAUGGCCGUUGUUCAUCUAUUCGUACCUGAGACUUGUUGGCCAAGCUUCCUACGUCCAUGCCCAAGAGCUUCUGGAGCAGCUUCGAGGCCGCUUUGAGAAGACUCAUCCAGAUGAACUCAAGAAUCUAGUUCUCAUCACACUCUCACAGCAUGUUCGAGAGAACGAAUUCGCCAAGGCAUAUCUUGAUAACCAAUACGUUAUCCCCAUUAGCAAGUUUUUGUCUGGGCAUCUAUUUCAUUUCCUUGAACGAGAGUUGGAUCAGUGUGGAGCUGUGGUUAUAGAUAUCAUUCACCAGCACUGCCACGUUGACGCCGUUGACCGCGGUCCCAUCGAUCCAUUUAGCUUCGAGGCCAUCUAUCGCCGCGCACAACACCUUGAUCUGGAUGAAGUCGAUAUUCAAGAAGGCAUUCCGGGCAUUUCCCAUCGCAGUGGACUCGCAAACCGUAACGUUCUUGACAAUGCCGCUGCUCUAAAACUAGGUCCACCGCCAAUCGAACCUACUCUUCGACUUGAUAUCACCGAAGAGCUAGGAGAAGAGGAUCGACUGCACCCACCUCGAGAGGGCAUGCCGUCGUUGGUGGAAGAAUUCAACGUGCUGCAUCCCAUUAAGAAAGAAUCAGACGACUCUCCCCAGCAGACGGACAUUCCAUACCCUCCCUCCAGAGCUAGAGAUGUCGUCGUGGAGAUGCAAAAAGUGCGAGAGAAUCGCGACAGGUUCCGAAUUGAAGGCCGUACUGGUGGUGUUGGACCUGGCGUCUCGGUCUGUAUGUUUACAUUUCACAACCACCUGGGCAGCUUUUCCUGCAUGGACUUUUCGAGGGAUCAACAACUAGUGGCUGUAGGGACGACGGAGUCCUACAUUCGAGUCUGGACUCUCAACGGAAACGCAUUGCAAUCUCGCCUACCAGGCGAGAAAGAUCUGAAAGUCAACAACCGCAAGCUUAUCGGCCAUUCAGCUCCCGUUUUCACUGUCGCCUUUUCCGAUUCUAUCGCCAACCUAGACCGAAAUAUUUACGAGGAUGCCACAAAGCCAGAGACCCACAGCGAAGUACUUCUCUCCUGUUCAGCUGACGGCCAGGUGCGAAUGUGGUCACUUGAGUUCUGGACAUGUCUCUGCACAUAUAAAGGUCACGAUGGUCCAGUAUUCUGCCUGUCCUGGAGCCCCCAUGGUCAUUACUUCGCGACGGGUGGUCGAGAUAAGACGGUGAGAAUUUGGUCGCAAGACCGGGUUUCGGCACCAAGACUCCUCGUCGGUCAUGAUACGGCAAUCUCGGCCUUGACCUGGCAUCCUAAUGGCGCAUACGUGUUUUCGGCGUCUGACGAAACCGACAAGUCGAUUCGCAUGUGGUCAAUGGUGAAUGGUGAUUGCGUCCGCAUAUUCACUGGUCACACGGAAUACAUCUCGGCACUGGAGUGUGCACCAAACGGGAAGAUAUUUGCAUCGGCGGAUAUUGGUGGUAGCAUAUAUCUGUGGGAUAUCGAAAAGGGUACACGUAUCAAACGCUGCCGUGGCCAUGGUCGUGGUGGCAUAUGGUCCCUUAGUUUCUGCGUUGAGAGUAGCGUACUUGCAUCCGGCGGCCAGGACAACACUGUGCGGGUAUGGGACGUUGAAAUGCCAGCUGAGGGUAGUCGUCCCGUUAAUCAACCAGAUGGGGAUGGAACGAUUGUUGCGGCAGGUGCACCAAAUGAUGGCAAGCAAGCCGGACAAGCGGCGCAACCCACCAGCAGCUCUGUUAGUGGUACAGGAAAGAGGAAGGGUAAGGACGUUACCAUUACACCUGACCAGAUCAGCGCUUUUCCGACGAAGAAGACGCCUGUGAUGAAGGUUCAGUUCACUCGAAUGAAUCUUGUGAUUGCCGGCGGUUGUUAUAAUCCUGAGACUCAGGAUGUCGCCCGCUGA
Hypoxylon fragiforme is the source of this 2217-nucleotide messenger RNA. Its product is annotated as transcription initiation factor TFIID subunit 5. Lineage: Eukaryota; Fungi; Ascomycota; Sordariomycetes; Xylariales; Hypoxylaceae. Gene Ontology annotation, cellular component: transcription factor TFIID complex. The record is from RefSeq and is a predicted model, not a curated record. The transcript has 4 exons. Gene Ontology annotation, biological process: transcription initiation at RNA polymerase II promoter. Gene Ontology annotation, molecular function: RNA polymerase II general transcription initiation factor activity; protein binding. The coding region runs from base 1 to 2217 and encodes 738 amino acids.